Rotaria sp. Silwood1 is the source of this 936-nucleotide messenger RNA. NCBI's taxonomy places the organism in Eukaryota, Metazoa, Rotifera, Eurotatoria, Philodinida, Philodinidae. The record is from the annotation of a GenBank genome assembly.
AUGGUCAUGCUGACUAGUAUUCUGGUCGCUUUAUUGCUCAUUUUAAUCAUUGCUUAUGGAUGGCAUAUUCAUCAAGCUUAUAGCUUCUUCACUCGUCUUGAAAUUCCUGGUCCACCACCACGAUUUUUUUUCGGUAACUUCUUGGAUAUUCUCAAAAGCAAACGCUUUUCAUUAUCGAUUCAAGAAUGGACUGAGAAGUAUGGACGUAUAUUUGGCUACUUUGAAGGACAUACACCUGUUCUUGUCAUUGCCGAUCCAGACAUUUUACAAGAUGUAUUCAUCAAAUCGUUCUCUAAAUUUCAUUCGCGUCGCGAUUAUUCAUUUGAUGAUCCUAAAUCAAAAAACAUUCAUCUAUUUACUGCUACCAAUCUUCGUUGGAAAAGACAAAGAUUUGUCAUAAACCCAACAUUUUCAUUUUCAAAACUCAAGCAAAUGUCCUCAUUGAUCAAUCGAACUGUCGAUAGCCUCAUGAAAAAAUUAGAUGAACAACAUCGACAUGGUGAAUCAUUUGACAUCUUUGGUUUUUUUAAACGUUUUACAAUGGACACAAUUUGGUCAUGUGGUUUCGGUAUAGAGGCAGAUAUGCAAAAUAACCCAAACAAUCCAUAUCUUAUCCAGUCACAACGAGUACUGAGCAAAGAAAAUUGUGUAUCGAAACUGUUAAUUUUAUCUCUUUUCAUGCCUGAGCUUAAAUGGUUCUGGAUGAAAUUUCAUCAAUGUGAUUCUACCAUUCGAUAUUGGCUUCAACAUUAUCUACCUGUCACGCGAAGAUUGAUCAGUGAUGAUCCACAAAUAUGGAUUAAAAGACAGGCAGAACAAUUGAUCAAACAACGUAUCAAAUUAGGCCGCACAGAUCGAAUGGAUCUGUUGCAAUUGAUGCUUGAAUCAGUUUCGGAUGACGAUUUCAUUGAAGUACGAAGUUUGUUUUAUUUCUAA